AUGGGCUUCAUCUUACUUGUGGAAAGCGAGACAGACAGCUGGCGAUGUCGAGCUGCCGCUGGUGUUUUCAUCGAGCGCCAAUGGGAUGGAACCCUGGACCCACAGAAGGAUCUGAAAAUAGAUGAGCUAGUCCUGUUCAGGGUUGUCCACAAGGCUGGCACCAAUCAGAAGCGCGGUACGUACCCCGGUACGUACCAUCUCGCCUAA
This is a messenger RNA of Clonostachys byssicola, 207 nucleotides long. The record is from the annotation of a GenBank genome assembly. Lineage: Eukaryota; Fungi; Ascomycota; Sordariomycetes; Hypocreales; Bionectriaceae.